GCAGUGGAUACAAUAAAUGUUCCGUGCUUGCGUUUUGCAACUGUUGGAAAUCAAAUUUCACGGGCUUACGUCCAAAAAUCUAGUAUACUUACAGUAUGCUUAAGUCCAAAUGUCCAGUACUUGCAAGCUCUAUAAUAAUGUACUUCAACUGUACCCUACAGCAUGAUGUGACUGUUUGUUUUUAAACAGCACUAAGCAGUUUGUCUAAAGUUGUCCCGUUAUUUACUGACCAUCCCGAGUGUGCGAGAGCGCAGAUGCGCCAGUCGCUGGUACAGCUCGGGGUCACGUGACUUCCUGCGGCGAGUGACUGCUGCUGCAGUUUCUUGUCGCGAGCGCUCGGUGCACGGUGUGGAAAUUCCGAACCACAGCGGCAUGAAGCUGCACGCAUGCGAAUCGCUGCGCAACCCGUGAACGGUAACCCGUCUCCGUAGAGCAGCGGAUUAACACCCGUUUGAGCGGAGGGAGGAUUAAGAUCCAGCGCGAUCCAGAGGGAGAAGUUUGCUCACUGCGUCGGGUGGAGGUGAACGGGACACCAGCAGCGAGCAUGGCGGAGAGAAGUGGCCGGUUAAGCUUCCCCGGGAGCGGGGCGCUGAACAGACCGGUUCCUAUGAACCUGUUCGCCACCUGGGAAAUAGACGGCUCGUCUCCAAACUGCAUCCCCAGGUUGUGUAGUCUGACUUUGAAGAAACUGGUUGUGAUGAAGGAACUUGACAAGGAGCUGAUAUCUGUCGUCAUUGCGGUCAAGAUUCAGGGCUCCAAGCGAAUCCUGCGCUCUCAUGAGAUAGUGCUGCCCCCUGCUGGUGGGGUGGAGACUGAUCUCGCUCUCACAUUCUCUCUACAGUACCCUCAUUUUCUGAAGCGUGAGGGAAAUAAGUUGCAAAUCCUGCUUCAGAGGAGGAAGAGGUACAAAAACCGAACAAUUUUGGGUUACAAGACAUUGGCUGCUGGUUCUAUAGACAUGGCAGAGGUGAUGCAGCAUCCUGCAGAAGGUGGGCAGGUCUUGGCUCUGUGCAGUAAUCAGAAGGAGUUUCUGGGUAAAGUUGCUGAGAUUUGGAUCUAUUCCCUUUCCAGUCAACCUAUAGACCAUGAGGAGGCGGCCAUUCUGGGACAGAAAAUCAAAUGUUCUGAUAAUUACUCAGAAGAAGAGUAUGAAAGCUUCUCGUCGGAGCAGGAGGCCAGUGAUGACGCAGCACAAGGACAGGAUCUUGAGGAUGACGAAUACGAGAUUAGGAAGCCCAAAAAGCAAAGAAGGUCAAUAGUCAGGACGGCGUCAAUCACCAGGCAGCAGAACUUUAAGCAGCGUGUGGUGGCAUUGCUCAAACGGUUCAGAGUUUCUGAUGAGGUGUUGGACUCGGAGCAGGACCCAGCCGAGCCGCCUCCAGAGGUAGAGGAAGAUCUGGAUCUAGAGAGUUUGGAGUUUGAGAAUCCCAGUGACAGUGGACCGGAUCUGGAUGAUGAUGAAAGUGUUCUCAGCACCCCAAAACCCAAACUCAAGCCAUAUUUCGAAGGAAUUUCUCUAUCCAGCUCUCAGACAGAAAUUGGCAGCAUUCACAGCAUUAGGAGUCACAGAGAGCCGCCCAGUCCGAUGGAUCCUGAUAAAAUAAGGGCUGUAGGUGGGAAGUUUCAGAUGGACAAUGAAUCUGAUAAUAUUUCUAUGGGUCAUCCUGAGGUUGUGACCCCUACCACAGAAUUGGAGAUGAUGGACAACAUGGACACUUUCAUGGAGAGGUUGCCUCCUACUGGCCGGAUGACCAAAACAGAGUCACUCAUCAUUCCAUCCAACCGGGUGGAGCCAAAGUUGGCAGGGCGACGGGGGCGGAGCACGUCACUUAAAGAGAGGCAGCCCAGCCGACCGCCCAAUGAGAGAGCCAACAGUCUAGACAACGAGCGCUCACUUGACACUCGCUGCCACCUACAGAUUCCACGCAAAACUGUUUACGACCAACUGAACCACAUUCUGGUGUCAGACAGCCAUCUCCCCGACAGCAUCAUCCUCAUCAACACGUCGGACUGGCAGGGCCAGUAUGUGUCUGAGGUGUUACAGAAUCACGGUCUUCCUGUUGUGUGUACAUGCACCACGGCUGACAUACAGGCAGCGUUCAGCACCAUCAUCUCUCGCAUACAGAGAUUUUGUAACAGUAACUCAGUCACACCGUCUCCAGUGCGGAUCGGAGUAGCAGGAGCUCAGCAUUACCUGUCUGCCGUUUUGCGUUUGUUUGUGGAUCACUUGACACACAAAACCCCCGACUGGCUCGGAUACCUGCGAUUCCUUAUCAUCCCUCUCGGGGUUCAUCCAGUGGCUAAAUAUCUGGCCAGUAUAGACUACAGAUAUAACAGUCUGUUCCAGGACUCGGCAUGGAGAGAUCUUUUCCACAAACCAGAAGCACCAUCCUCAGUUCAGGACAGUCCGGAUAUUGUUUCCAGAGUGACACAGUACAUGUUGGGAGCAAAUGGAGCUCAUCAGUUGCCCAUAGCAGAGGCCAUGCUCACCUACAAGCAGAAAAGGAAAAAGAGCUUUCAUUUUGAUUUUGCAGUAAGUCCUGAUGAAGACUCGUGCCAGAAAUUCAUCCCUUUCAUUGGGGUGGUGAAAGUGGGGAUUGUUGAACACACUUCUGCUACAUCUGGUGAUUCAGAUGAUGCUGCUCCUGUGGGAUCUGCUCUUCUCUCCUCUACUCCUCCUUCACAAAUCUCCCCAUUACUGAAAGAAGUAUCUCCAACGCCUCCCUCUUCUCCCUCUGUACACUUGUCCAGUUCUCCAGGAGGGGGCCAGGGGGAGUUGAUGGGCCUUCAGGUUGACUACUGGAUUGCUCCAUCAGAAAGGAAGAAAGAAUUGGAGAAGAGAGACUCCUCUGGCAAAAUCACGCUUAGGUGCACCUUCCGCUCACUGCAGGUUAGCCGCCUCCCACUGGGCGGAGCAGAGAUUACACAUCAGCCGACCAUGUCCAUGACUGUUGUCACCAAAGAGAAAAAUAAAAAAGUGAUGUUUCUGCCUAAAAAGACCAAGGAUAAGGAGGCAGAGUCUAAGAGUCAGGUGAUAGAGGGCAUAAGUCGACUCAUCUGCACAGCCAAACACCAGCAGACCAUGCUGAAAGGUGAUCAGCCAAUCAGAAUUCAUCAAAUGUUGAUAGAUGGAGUAGAAUGGAACGAUGUGAAAUUUUUUCAGCUGGCAGCUCAGUGGUCAUCUCACGUCAAACACUUCCCACUUGCCAUCUUCGGACCCUCCAAAGGGCCUUACUGAAGUACAGCCUCACAUCUUCACUCCUCUAUGCUACGGCUGCCUUUACACUCAGUGCUGCCUGAUGUUUUUAUUUAAAAUAUCUGCUUUCUCACAGUUUGUGUCUGUUUUUUUAUUUUGACAUUUGAUUGUUCUUUUUUGAAAGACUUGAUGCAGUCUUGGAAACGGGGCAUAUUUUUUGAUUACUUAUGUUGAGCUUUUAAAACCCUCCAGUGGUUAUAGUAAAAUAACUAAUGAACUGAAUCUUUAAAACUGAUUUAACUCCGUAACUAGUGAGUUUUGUGUCAUUCUGCAAAGCUGUAUCCACACAUUUGAGCAUCAUUUCAGCAGCCAACACACUUGUGGGAGAGCAAACCAGCAAAAGGGAGAAAGGAACAAUGCUUUUGAUUUGUUAAAAGGACAGACUCUGGACUGGAUUUUGCUUCGGAUGGAUUUUCCAUGUGGCGUAGUCCUGAAGACGGCUGAAGCAUUUUAUCCCUCUCUCUCUCACUCUAUAACCUCAGCGAGGUCAGAGAGUCUCUCAAAGGUUAAUUGUGUGUGUGUGUUUGUGUAUGUGUGUGUUGCAGACUUAACCUUGUUAUAUGUGGUUUACUUUUUUCUGUAGGUUUGUGUGUGUGUGUGAAUGUAUUCACUGAAGGUACUGAACGCUAAAGCACUUUUAAAACAUUACUAGAUUGUGUUUUUGUUAUAAUGCUUCCUGUGGUGCACAGCGCUGUUCACUCCAGAUAAAAACUGCAGCAAAGCUUUGUGGGAACUUUGGAGACAGAAACUGGACUGAGUGUCUGUGUCUACAUUAGAUGGACCACUGUCACACCUGUGUGCUGCACUCUUUAAAAUCUUUUUUUAAUGUAACCAUUUCUUAAAAUGUAUGUUCUGUUUUGUUUGUUGGCUUGUUUGAGGAUGUCAAAUAACCCCGAGAUGCUGUAUUGGAUUUAAAAUAAUGUGCCUAAUUAUUAUUAGAACUUGUUCCGGUCAUACUUCACCCCAAAAUCAAAAGAAAUAAGACAAUUUUUAGGACAAAUAAUUACAUUUUUAAAUAACAAAUAAUUCAGAUAUAUCUAUCUUUUUUUUCAACAACAUUGUAUUUCAGUAUUUUUUUUGUAAUACACAAAUAAUAAUGACAAAUUUCAAUUUGUUAACACUACUGUUAAUACAUUAGGUAUCAAUGAAAUAAAAUGAAAAAUAUUUUUACACAUUUAUUAAUCUUAGAUAAUUACUACAUUUUUUACAUUUCAGGUUGUAUAAAUUAACAUUAUUGUAUGAAUUAACAAUGGAAAAUAAUAUAUUUAUAAAUUAACAUUAAACUAGAUUGAUAAAUACUGUAAAAAAAUAUUAUUCAUGGUUAGUUCAUGAGACCAAAUGUGUUAACGAAUUAAACCUUAUUGUAAAGUGUUGGCAAAAAUCUAACGAGAAUCACCUUGAGAAUAAUUAGAAGCAAACUCUAAUGCAAAACAUCCAAAAAAUUAGAGUAAUGACACUCGAUUUGUCAAAUCUAGAAAAACUUCUAAUUUUGGAGUGAAAUAUGACCGGCGUGUGUCACAAACACUAAAAGAAGGAGCUACAUAAAUGCCACUAUAUCAUAAUCUCACUAAAUGUAGCAUAAGAAUUACAGUGUUCCACAGCCUGUGUGCUUAUACCUGCCUGUAGGUGAGAUGAGCAUGUGUAGAUACUGAUGUCUCAGUGUUAUAAAGGUAUUAGACAUGCCUUUUUCAGAAGGCCUUUUAGGGAGGCUCUGAACUAUCUCUUAGUCUCUGUUUUUCAGGAUGAAGAGAUAGUUUAAUCCUCUUUACUCAUAUAGAGUAGAUUUAAAUCGAAUUAUAUUGUGCCUCACUUGCUCCUUAGAAAGCCAAAAUAUGUCAAAAAAACAAAUCCAACCCAUGAGGAAACCAUCCCGUACUUCAACUCAGACUCACACUUGUCACGAUUAAUGCAAGCUAGUGGCAAACCUGUGCAAUGAUGUCAGUGUUGUUCUAUUUAUGGUCAGCAGAGGUUUGGUGCAGUGUAAUGGAAAUAUUUCAUGCUUGUCCAGACUGUAAAAGGUUCAUAAUUUAUCAUACACAGUAUGUAAGGAGCUGUGCUGAUAAUGUCAGCUUAUAGUUAAAGCUGUGCUAAAGAACUCUGUUUGCGUUUAAAUGUAUACCUGCCACUAGUAUUAGUUUUUUUUGUUUUGUUUUUUUUAAUAAAAAAAAAUAUAUAUAAUUUAAAAAAAAAACUUUUAGCUUUUUAAUUUAAAUGUUCUGCUCCAGUUAUGGGGGAUUACUCGGAUAAAUUUGUAUUUGUAAGAAAAACUGUUGAAAAAAUACUACCACUGUAAUUCCUUAACUGGAAUUUAAUAAAACUACACACACUAAGAUGCUUUUGUUCUGGUUCCUGUUUGUGAUUUUUAUACUUGUUGGAUGAAUAUUAAACAGAUCAACUCACCAAACAUUGAUCCAAAACUCAACUAGAAAUGCAGGCAAAUAUGUGACUUGACUUGUGAACACAAGUCUUCAGCUCUCUGAAUAUCACAAGAUUUACAAUGCUAAAUGUUUUGGAAUGUCUUGUUUGACUCAUCUUGUAAAAUCUGAAUGUAAAAAAUUAAAUAUAAACAAAGACUAUCACAAGACUCA
This is a messenger RNA of Ctenopharyngodon idella (grass carp), 5844 nucleotides long. RefSeq names its product phosphofurin acidic cluster sorting protein 2 (gene pacs2). The record is from RefSeq and is a predicted model, not a curated record. The coding region runs from base 545 to 3238 and encodes 897 amino acids. Gene Ontology annotation, molecular function: transmembrane transporter binding. The transcript is spliced from 25 exons. NCBI's taxonomy places the organism in Eukaryota, Metazoa, Chordata, Actinopteri, Cypriniformes, Xenocyprididae. Gene Ontology annotation, biological process: protein localization to plasma membrane.